Messenger RNA from Rotaria sp. Silwood1, 804 nucleotides. Lineage: Eukaryota; Metazoa; Rotifera; Eurotatoria; Philodinida; Philodinidae. The record is from the annotation of a GenBank genome assembly.
AUGGCCAGUUCAAGUCAAAUACAUGCUGAGGCGACUGGAACUGAUAAUGAAAUUCGAAUGGUUCUACUCGGUAGAACUGGCACAGGCAAAAGUUCAGUUGGUAACACCAUUCUUGGCGGAAAAUUUUUUGUGGCAAAGAAGGCUCCAGUUGGUGUCACAACCCAAUGUGCUUCUGGUGCUCGGGAUUUUGAAAAUAAAAGAUUAUUUAUUGUCGAUACACCCGGAUUUCUUGAUCCCAAUAUAGAAGACGAAGUAAUACAGCAAGAAGUUGGUAAAUCAUAUCAAUUAACAGCGACUCCUGGACCACAUGUUUUCUUACUUGUACUUGAACCGGCAAGAAUGACAGAUCAAGAAGCUGUAGCAACUGAUUAUCUUAGCAAAAUCUUUGGUCCAAAAGCAGUUCACCAUACGAUCAUCAUUUUCACUCAUGGGGAUGUACUUGAGGAAGAAGAAAAUACAUUAGAUGGCUAUCUAUCACAAUUACCAACCAAUGCUCCGCUGAGAAAACUUCUUGAACAAUGCGGUCGACGCUAUUUGUGCUUUAAUAAUAAGGGAACGGAACAGGAAAAAAAUGAGGCUGUCAGAAGUUUAUUUGAACGGAUCACAGCUAUGAUGUCGAACAACCAUGAUAAAGUAUAUACGACGGAUACAUUUGUGGCUCUUGCCAAAGAGAUUGCAAAAGAAAAAGCCAAAGGAACCUUCAAUCCAGUGAAACCCGACGGAUCCUAUGCUUUACUUCCGCAAACGAAAGAGAUUGUUAUCGAUGGUUAUCUGCGUCGGACUGUCGGCAGAAGAGCCAAUUAA